Molecule: messenger RNA, 1237 nt
Organism: Vitrella brassicaformis
Lineage: Eukaryota; Vitrellaceae
Source: the annotation of a GenBank genome assembly
CCACUCAUUGCUCUGCCGACUUCUCCGUGUACACGCCUGCCUUCCUCGUCUGCCCACCAUCGACGACAGAUGCUGAUGCGCCUGCUGUCACCGUGGGGACGCCAGGCGACACGGCCGACUGCACAUAACACACACAAAUCACCUAUACAGACUGUGGUUGUGCGUGUGGCUGCCCGUCGUGCCUGUGUCAUGACCGGCGAGCGUGUCUCAUCCCACUCGACGCGCGUCUUUUGCUGGGCAAAUCGUGAGCCAGCGCCAACCUGACGCAAGCAGCAGCAACACACACACAAAACAUCGACCGAGAGACACACACAGAGCAUCGAUGCAUCAUCCAUACCUUAAGUGGGUCUCCGAUGCGCGAAACCGCGUUUAAGGGGAGCGCUGAUGAAAGCACAGCGCUCUUCUUCUCACCCACAGGCGGCGGUGGUGUCUCUUCCUCGAUGUGAGUCUGCUCGAUGCUGUGUGCCUUGGCCGACGACUCCUCGAUGGGUGCUGCUGCCGGCUGUGGCGGCGCCGCCGCCGCUGCCUCUUGUGUCUCUGCGGCAUGUCUCUUGGCUGCUGCGAUGUGCUUGCCCCACUCAGCUGUUGCGGCCAUGUUCCUGACUGUGCGCUCCACCUUGCCUAACCGCCGCUCACGCUCCACACUCGACUCCUCCAUGUCCAGCAUCUCUACACACAAAGACAUCCAUAGAUCAUGUCAUGUGUGUUCGACACUGUGUGCACACGUGCCUUGUAUCUGGUCGGCAGCUGAUCGCAUCGCGGUGAGUUUCGCCUGGUCGGUGAGUUUGUUGGUGUCCUCGUCUUCGGUGACCAUGAUGCCCAUCAUCGGCGGCCGCAUUAGCUGUGUCACAUACUGACCCCGGUGGAGCAUAGCGGGGUCCAGCCGGCUGCGAGACUGAACGAAGCGGGGCAGGCCAGCCGCUGCUGUCCUCCUGCUCCUCACACCCUGACACACACCCAUGCACACAUACGUAGAGAGAGAGAGUGUCAAUCGACGCCUCCGUGUUUUCAGUUUUGUGUGCUUCUCGCUCACAUUGACUUCUCUCAUGUCGUUUUGGAGACGUGUGUAUGUUCGCUGAAAUGCCUGCCACGUGUCCUUGAGCUCUGCCAGCUGCUUUUGGAGUGAUUCAUUGUCGGUCUGAGCGUCAGCAGUGGCCUCUGCUCCCUCGGUCGGCGGCAGCGAGUGACACACCACCAGCUGGCAUGUCGCAAAGACAACAGUCAACAGGUGCGACAU